Molecule: messenger RNA, 651 nt
Organism: Volvox carteri f. nagariensis
Lineage: Eukaryota; Viridiplantae; Chlorophyta; Chlorophyceae; Chlamydomonadales; Volvocaceae
Exons: 6
Biological process (GO): L-tryptophan biosynthetic process
Molecular function (GO): phosphoribosylanthranilate isomerase activity
Source: RefSeq, a predicted model, not a curated record
CAGAUCUGCGGCAUCACGAACCCAGAUGACGCUCGUCACGCUGUCAACUCCGGGGCCGAUUUUAUUGGUAUGAUCAUGUGGCAGAAGGCCAAACGGGCAGUGAGCGCCGACACAGCCCGCAGCAUCGCCGCAGUCGCCCGGGAGGGCGGCGCACGUGCAGUCGGGGUGUUUGUAGACGAGGAUGCCGCGACCAUCUCAGCACGCUGUCGAGAUGCGGGGAUACCCGUGGCGCAACUUCACGGAGAUGGCGCCAGGGCGGCCCUGCCCGGCCUGGACCCCUCCCUGGAAGUGGUGUACGUGCUCAACUGCGCACCGGAUGGCACGCCUCUGACCCAGCCCCCCAGUGAGCUGCUGAGGCAGAUGGGCAAGCCGGGAGCACGGCAGCCGGAGUGGGUGCUGGUGGACAGCGCGCAGGGCGGUUCUGGUCAGGCCCUAGAUUGGCGCAACCUGCGGGUACCUGCUGGGGAGGCCACCCGGGGGUGGCUGCUAGCGGGGGGCCUCAGCCCGGAUAACGUGGCCAUUGCGGCGGGGCUGGCCAAGCCCACGGCGGUGGACGUGUCGAGCGGCGUGUGCGGACCCGAUGGUCUGAAGAAGGACCCCGCCAAGGUGUCGUCGUUCAUUUCGGCGGCCAAGGGUGUCAAGUAUUGCUGA